Messenger RNA from Fraxinus pennsylvanica, 690 nucleotides. NCBI's taxonomy places the organism in Eukaryota, Viridiplantae, Streptophyta, Magnoliopsida, Lamiales, Oleaceae. The record is from the annotation of a GenBank genome assembly.
AUGAAUGCGGUGGAGCGGACUGGACAAAAGGAUUCCGAGAGGGAUCGUGUCCGGGUCAAGAGGAAAACCUUGGAGGAAGUGCUCCAGCAAUGCCAGAUGGCCCUCCAAGAGCUCACCGAUGACCUAGAUGAUGAUGAUGAUGCCGACGAUGACCUGGAUGGUCUGCCAGGCUUUGUUGAUAGCUCAUCUUCCACCUGUUGCGAUGUCGACACAGCUGAGAGUUGUGAUCUAUUGCAAUCUGUGGUUGAAGGCACUGAUUUUCUUGAGAAACUAGAGAGCGCCCAUGCAUCACUUCCGCAGAACAUGGCUGAGGAAGGCAGUUCCUGGGACAUGGUCUGUGAAAAUGAUAUUUGGGAAGAUGAAAAUCUGGAGUCAUAUGGAGAAGAUUUUUUUUUUGUUAGGCAAGAAGAUAUAGUGGAGGGUAUAGCUUGCUUCAUGGCUGCAUAUCUGUUAUCUCUCAAACAAACAAAGGAUGUGACGCCAAACCAGCUUCAGGAAGCUCUGCGCAAGACAUUCUCUUUAAAAAAGAAGAAGGGUAAGCUGCAGAAGGCACUGGAUGGAAGCAGAGUCAUUUACAAUAUAGCUUCCUGGGGAGCUACUGCCAUGGGGAUUUACCAAAACCCAGUCCUUUCAAGGGCUGCUGGUGCAGCAUUCUGGACAUCAUGUUGUGCUAUCUCAAAGCUUUUCUGA